AUGUCGGCGUUUGAGGUUGGACACGCCCCCCCUUCUCUCUGGGCCCCCAGUCGCACCCCUCCUCCCCUCCAGACUCCUCCCCCCCCUGACAAGCCCAAAAACCGGGGCAGCAGCACUGCGGCAUUCGUGCUGGUCUGGGGGAAAAAACAGCCUAGCAAAGUUCCAUGUGCACCGCCUGGGGGAUGGGGAGAGGGCCGUCUGUUGUCCACUGAUACCAAAAGCAGCGGGCGGGGGGGACCUGAUUGCGCCAACGCGCCCCAGCACGGCGCCAGCACGGCCAGUCAUCCCUCCAGUGAGGUGGACAAGCAGCCCGACAGCACACAAGCCCUGGAGAAGAAAAAAAGUCAAGAAAGAAAUCUGUCCGACACGCCCCUCCUGCCCAGCACCACUUCCCCCACCACCUCCCUCCCCUUGGGCUCCCCCAUUGCUGUCCCCUUCGGCACUACGGCGGGCUUCUUGGCUGAGGGCAAGAGGAUUCUCAGCGUUUCUUUCCAGGCAGCAGGCUUUCUUACUCUCUCUCCCAAUGGCGCAAGGGCGGAGCAGGCGCUGUCGUGCUGGGCUGAUUGGCCGCCAUUCCAGCACGAUUGCGGGUUAACCGGGCCAGAUAUCAAGUUCGCUACUAUCAGCGCGGAGUACGGAGGAACUACCAGUAAACAGGAGAGAGCGAAGAAAAAUCGCACCUGGUGGGAAAUGCAGGGGCUUGAUCGGAGCUCGGCCCGCGGCCAUCGACGGCAAGACAUGCUACUGGUUGCGGUUCUUGCUCGCUUGCACCGGGGUCGGCCCAAUUCAUUUGCAUUUUGUUAG
Cordyceps militaris CM01 is the source of this 804-nucleotide messenger RNA. RefSeq lists its product as uncharacterized. The record is from RefSeq and is a predicted model, not a curated record. The transcript has 7 exons. NCBI's taxonomy places the organism in Eukaryota, Fungi, Ascomycota, Sordariomycetes, Hypocreales, Cordycipitaceae. Bases 1 to 804 code for a protein of 267 amino acids.